Molecule: messenger RNA, 4102 nt
Organism: Gamsiella multidivaricata
Lineage: Eukaryota; Fungi; Mortierellomycota; Mortierellomycetes; Mortierellales; Mortierellaceae
Product: armadillo-type protein
Exons: 11
Coding region: 1-3717 (1238 amino acids)
Biological process (GO): nuclear-transcribed mRNA catabolic process, nonsense-mediated decay
Cellular component (GO): exon-exon junction complex; cytoplasm
Molecular function (GO): protein binding; RNA binding
Source: RefSeq, a predicted model, not a curated record
AUGCGGAUCGUGCUAACAGCGUGCUCCGGAAUCAUAGAUACCUCGGCCCUCAAGAAUCUGGACUCGAACAUCAAAAAGAACACAGCGUUCAUCAAGAAAUGUAAAACAGGACUCACUGCCGAUGUUUCACCUCAGUUGCUGAAUGACAUCAGGAAGCUCAGUCUCGAAAAAUACAUCUCAGAGAUCGUUGCCGCCAUCCUAGAGGGACUCUUGCGCUGCAAACUCAGUGCCGAUGUCGCCGCCGCAGUGGAGGUUAUUUCGGCCCUACAUCAGAGAUUUCCAGACACUUUUACGCCAUUGUUCACAUAUCAUUUGGCAAAGGCACUCGCCCCAUCGCCAAAGCUGACACAUCAGCAACUAGCACAGGCAGGAUCGACACCAGAGCAACGUGAAAAAGAGGAAGUCGCGAGAGUUUCAAGGCAGCGUAUUCUAUGCCGUGUUGCUACGGAUCUGUGGCUGGUUGGAAUCUUGCGCAACGUUGAAGAUGGUGUAGCGACUCUGAACGCAGAGGGCACAGCAGGUGUAUCCAGUAAGGCGGGACAGGUAACCAAGGACAACGUCGUUGGCCUAUUGAUCAAUCCGAGCAAGGAUUCCAGAGGAACCGCUGCCGAUAGUUCAAAAAUGUUCCCCAACUUUAUCUUCACCAUUCUGCAUGACCUGCUUGCUGGAGACAAGGACCAUGUCAACCUUCCCAUUUUGUUGACAGUGCUGAAAAUUCAUGGCAAGGAUUUGACUGGGACCCUUCCUCGAAAAUCAAAGACGUCUGGCGACGGAAAGGAUACCGAGAUAAAGACUCAGGCGCCAGAGGAAGGAAGCGUAGCCCAGCCUGACAACUUUGUACCUGGGGCUCAGCAAUCAAUGUUCAAGAACAUGUGCCUAGAGUAUUACAGGAAUCUGGAGAACCAUCUCGUUCGCGACCAUAAGGACUUGAUAAAACUCGAGCGAAAGAAUGAGGCGUCCCUGUUUUCGCGUGGAGAGCUAUCAGAGGAGCGUCAGCAGCAAUACGAAAAACAAUACAAGGCGUUUGAGAAACUGACAGCAUCGACCCAAACAGUCGCCGAUGCAUUAGACGUGGAUAUGCCUGUGCUAGAGGACGAGAAGGAGGACCUGAUUGGCAUUGUCGAGUCAUCCGGUGGAGCGGAAGAGAAGGGAUCCAGUAGCAGCGUUUUUGAAGAUGAAGAUAACAUUGUGUUUUACGAGCAGAUUCUGGAUCUUCGUACGCUUGUCCCGAAGAUUUUUUUGGAAUCAUCAAAGUCGAAAAAGGACAAGAAGGACGAGGGCAACGACGGCGAUAAAGAUAACGAUAAGACUGUAAGCAAGGAUGAACACUCUCCAGCAGAAGUGGACAGUGGAGCAAAGAACAACGCUCAUCAGCUGGACGAUCUCGACGAAUCUGCUGACCUCAUAAUGGAGAGCAUCGAUGCAGAGCUGGAGGAUUUGAAUCUGGAUGACCAUACUGGGACGGAGUCGUUUCUUGCGGAGGAGACCGUAUCGACCAUUCAGGAGAGCUCGACAACUGCCUCCAAAACUACGGCGACGCAGCUGGAUGCAUUCCUGGCGAAGCUGCCUUCGAUGUGCAACAGGGAUAUGAUUGACCAGGCUGCGGUUGACUUCUGCUAUUUGAAUUCGAAGCUGAGCCGCAAUCGGCUCAUUAAGACGCUCGUCCAAGUCCCUCGUGACAGACAUGACCUUCUUCCGUACUACUCGCGUUUGAUUGCUACAUUCAAACCAUUCUAUCCGGAUGUGGCUGAAGAAGUCCUAGCCGCUCUGGAGCGCGAGUUUCGCGGACUGUUGCGCAAGAAGCAUCUAGACCUCUCCGAGUCCCGCGUCAAAAAUAUCAAGUUCCUCUCUGAGCUCGUCAAGUUUAGCAUUACGCCUCUGCCAAUCAUCUUCCAUUGUCUGAAAGUCUUGCUUGAGGACUUUGUACCUCAAAACAUCACUGUUGCCUGUUCACUGCUGGAGACGUGUGGUCGUUUUCUCAAGCGCAAAAGUACGGCUACAUCCACUCGGUUAGAUGCGAUGCUGGAUAUUCUGAAACGCAAAAAGGCUGCACUCCAUCUUGAGCCCAGGUUUUUGCUCAUGAUCGAUAAUGCCUACUACCAGUGCAAUCCCCCUGAGCAAAAGACAAGGCAAAAACGUGAAAUCCCGCCUAUCGAGCAAUUCAUCCGCAAGCUGCUUUACCUGGAUCUCUGCAAGAAGAAUGUGGAGACGACUCACAAACUGUUGCGCAAGUUGAACUGGGACAACAAGGAGGUAUACAAUGCUGUCUUACGCUUGUUCAGCAAAGUCUGGAAGAUCAAGUUCAGCAAUAUUCAUCUCGUGGCCAUCCUUGUUAAUGGUCUCAGUCGUUACCACUCGGACUUCUCGAUCGCCGUUGUUGAUUCCGUGAUCGAAACGAUCAAGGUUGGACUGGAGCAGAACAAUUUUCGACAUAACCAAAAACGCAUUGCCGUUGUCAAGUUCUUGGGGGAACUAUAUAACUACCGUGUGGUCGAUUCUCCGCUCAUCUUUAGCACGCUGGAUACCCUUAUCUCAACAGGCCAUGAGCAAGGCAGAGCUUCCCCAGAUAGGCCUUCUCCAAUCGAUGCGCCAAACGACUGUUUCAGGAUCCGUCUGGUCUGCACGCUGCUGGACACCUGUGGAAUGUGCUUCGACCAUGGAAGUUCCAAAAUUAAACUUGACGCGUUCUUCGUGCUGUUUCAAAUGUAUAUUCUCUCCAAGGAGGCAGUUCCUUUGGAGAUUGAGUACAUGAUCGAAGACACCUUCACGGAACUUCGCCCUAAACUGAGACGCUUCCAGUCCUAUGAGGAGGCGUUCGCAGCUGUCGAGGCUCUUCAUGGCCCGCUUGGCAGCGCAGACCAUUCUUCCAUGGCACAGAAUGAUGAUUCGGAAUCUGAGGAGUCGGAAGGGGAUGAUGAUGGUGAUGACGAUAACCAGGACGAGGAUGAAGACGAGGACAGUGACGAGGAAGACGAUGGCCUUGAUGACGAGGAGGAGACACAUGCUAUGAGACAACCUGACGAUGAAGAACAGGCUGUUGUCCUUACAAACCAGCACAAGCCUGUCGAGGCCGUGGACGAGGAUUUUGAGCGCGAAUAUCUUAAGAUGAUGACAGAGAGUCUUGAGUCAAGAAAGUUCGAGAGAAAGCAUCUUGCGCUUGAUGUUGCCAUCCCAGUUCUGAGAUCUGCAGAUCGUCGUGAAGAACCGACUUUCAGCAAUCCGGAUCAUGUUGCGUUCACACUUCUUACCAAGAAAGGCAAUAAGCAGCAACUGAAGACUGUUGGAUUGCCAAGCGACAGCGCCCUUGUCAUCAAUACACGGAACCAGCGCGAAGCCGAGCGCGAGGAACAGCAACAGCUGAAGCAGCUGGUUUUGGAGUACGAAGUACGAGAAGAGGCGAAUCAACGUGCAGCCCUAGAGCAGUCGCUGCGGAAUCAAGGAAUUCGACUCAACUUUACAGAAGAUAACAGGCGUGGCGGAGGUACGAUUAAUCGAGAUCAAAAUAAUGCGCGCAACGAUCGAGUUGAUCGCGUGGGCUUUGGACCAGACCCCAUCAAGAAUAACUCGCGAUGGGCACGCAACCAGGCAGUCGGCGUGGGUGCUGGUUUCGGAACCGAGAGCGCACUCACGAAUCUGGGUGUCGAUGGUUAUGAGAGACGACCCACUGGAGGACAGACGAAUCGAGGGCGAGGCUCAGGAGCGUACGGAAGACGCUGAUACACCUUUGAGGUUCGACUAUUCGCCUCAAAUGAGAUGAGUGUCUGAAAUGGUUUCCUCUCUCUCUAUUCAAAGUGGCCUCCUUUUAUUUGCAUCGAUCCUUGGAAGAAACCUUGGACAAUGCUCUGCGAAACUCUACUAAGGGAGCAAGAGUGCCAGAAUUGUUCGCUCUGCACUAGUUCGUGUCGAUUGAUAUGGUGCAAUCGAAUGGUUGUCCUUGCAGCCUACAGCACCUUUUACGUCUCCUGCACAUGUCUUCAGCGCAUUUCCCAUGCACACAUAUUGCGUCUCUGCAAUCCUCAUAAAAAAUAAUAAACACGGAGAAAAUGUGUUUUGUAAAGCGUAUGGUAAUUCGUGUUUCACAGAAAUAAACAAUGGAUUUCCU